UACUGGAGAGGAAAUGCUCAUGCAGCUUAAGGAAAAAGAACAGCUUACACAGAAGAAAAAGCAGGAAAUGGAGACAAGGAAACGGAACAGAGAGGUGCGCCGGGAAGAGAAGCAGAAGGAAGUAGAGGAAAGGAAAUUGAAAAGGCAGAAGAAAGAAGAAGAGAAACAAAAGAAAACUGAAGAAAAAACUGUGAAACAGGAAUUAAAACGUAGACAGAAGGAAGAGAAAGCUCGGGAGAAAGAUACUAUGGCUGAGAGAAUAGCUGCUAGUUAUGUUUGUGGUGUUUGUGGUGUUCAUGGGAAAAUUGAUGAUGAAGUUAAUGAUAUAUUUUGGUAUGGGUGUGAUGAAGAUAUGUGUGGGAGGUGGUAUCACGAAGGAUGUUUGUCGGAAAAGGAAAGGGAAGAUAUUGUUUCUAGUAUGGAUGAUGGGGUCAAUCCUUUGCAUUCAAGAUUCAAGAUACGGUAGCCGAAUAUAGUGCGUUCAUUUUAUAUGUUUAUGUGUCGGGAUACAGGUACCGGAUAAAUCUACCGGCGCUUAUUAUACGCCGUAUAUUUGUUUACUGAAAUAUUCAUUAAACUUAAUGUCAAUGGUUUUAUUUUUAUUUAUUGAUGAUUAUAACUUAGUCAAAGAACUGACAUUACAAUAUAGAACUUGUGUUUUUUUUUUCUUCACGCAUACAAUCCCUUCAUUGAGUGUAAAUGAGUCAGGGUACAGGUACCGGAUAUGCGUACCGGCAUUUAAUGUAUGCUGUAUACUCUGAUUGAAAUAUUUAUUAAACUCAAGAUAAAUGAACUUAUCAUCGAUUUCUGGCGAUAAAGAGGACUAAUAUAACAUUAGAAUACUAUUAUGCUUCGUUACAAAAUGUGUACGGGAACUGCUUCUCUUCGUCCAAAAUAAUGCAUAAUUUAUGUACCUCAUUCCGGGCCUCACAAAUAAAGGUAUUCUAUAUUUAGAACACAUCGGAAUUUCCAAGAAUGUGUUCAGCAAUUAAAGACAAUUAAUUAAAAAGUUAAAAUGUACAUAUUUCUAGAUUAUUUUCAAUAAAUUCUUAUGUUGAUAUAAUCAAAAAUGGCUAAAUUUAAGUAACUUUUUUAAUAUAUUAUUUCUUAACUAUGUGAUUUUCUAAGCAGGUGUUAGUUAAUUCUUAAUAACAUGCUAUACCUAUAUACAUGUAAAUUAUUUAGUUAUUUAUAGAAUAUUGGAAAAUUGUAUUAUCAUAUAAGGCCAUUUC
Messenger RNA from Ruditapes philippinarum (Manila clam), 1232 nucleotides. RefSeq lists its product as uncharacterized. The transcript is spliced from 2 exons. Lineage: Eukaryota; Metazoa; Mollusca; Bivalvia; Venerida; Veneridae. The record is from RefSeq and is a predicted model, not a curated record. Bases 14 to 466 code for a protein of 150 amino acids.